GUCCACACAGGCGUGUAGAUGGACAGCUAGGCGCUCGGUUUCCCAGGAUUUUUCUCUUGUACGGUGGCCGUCAAGGACCCGCUGGAGUGGCUUUGUUUACCGAUCGGAGGAACCGCGAGAGAGAAAAUAGGAGAGGCCGAAGCUGGCGUGGUGGAGCGCGAGAAACAAGCGAUAAUAACGACGGCUGUAACUACAGUAACUCGUACAACUCGAAAGGGCGGGUAGUUUAGGGGUUAUUUUUGUGCCAGCGGAAGAGCUGCUUGUGCAAAGAGCAGAGAGGGGAGGAUGAGUGUGGACAAGGCAGAGCUGUGUGACUCGUUACUACACUGGCUGCAGACGUUCCAGGUGCCAUCCUGUACCAGCAAGCAGGACCUGACCAGCGGGGUGGCCAUUGCCCACGUGCUGCACAGGAUAGACCCAUCCUGGUUCAAUGAGACUUGGCUGGGUCGAAUCAAGGAGGAAAGCAGCACCAACUGGCGCCUGAAGGUCAGCAACCUGAAGAAAAUUCUUCAAAGUGUGCUGGAGUAUUACCAUGAUGUGUUGGGGCAUCCGAUUUCAGAUGAGCACUUGCCAGACGUCAGCCUGAUCGGUGAAAUGGGAGAUGUGAGCGAACUGGGCAAGCUGGUGCAGCUGGUGCUCGGCUGCGCUGUCAGCUGUGAGAGAAAGCAAGAACACAUCCAGCAGAUCAUGACUCUAGAGGAGUCUGUACAGCACCUCGUUAUGAGUGCUAUCCAGGAACUGCUAACCAAAGAUACAGUGGAGCCAGGAAGCCCAGAGAUGUAUCCUGACUUUGACUAUGAGUCCAGGAAGUACUAUUUCCUCAGUGAGGAGGCAGUGGAGAAUGAGGACUUGAGCCAGCGCUGCCGCGAUCUCGAGCGUCAGCUAUCGGCAGCGCAAGAGGAGAAGGCAGCUCUGGAGACUGAAGCACGGUCUCUGAGGGAGAGGCUGAGUCGGAGCGACACCCCCGAUGCCGUCGCGGGCAAGAAGCUGCUGCUGCUGCAGAGCCAGUUAGAGCAGCUACAAGAGGAGAACUUCAGGCUGGAGAGCAGUCGGGAUGACCUGCGCCUCCGUGGGGACCUGCUCGAACGAGAGCUCUCAGAGCUUCAGCGGCGCAAUGAGGAGCUUUCCAGCCUGGCCCAGGAGGCCCAAAGCCUCAAGGAUGAAAUGGAUGUGCUCAGGCACUCCUCGGACCGCGUGGGCCGGCUAGAGGCCCUGGUGGAGACAUACAAGAGGAAGCUAGAGGACCUGGGCCAUCUGCGGCGGCAGGUGCGGCAGCUGGAGGAACGCAACACCGUGUACAUGCAGCGCACCUGUGAACUGGAGGAGGAACUGCGUCGUGCCAACACUGUGCGCAGCCAGCUGGAUGUCUGCCAGGUCCAGGUGCAAGAGCUCCACACCAAGCACUCAGCUGAAUCCCUGAAGGCGGAGAAGUGGAAGUUUGAGUACAAGAACCUCCAUGACAAGUACGAGGCAAUGCUGAAAGAGAAGGAGCGUCUCCUUGCAGAGAGGGACACGCUGCGGGAAACGAACGAGGAGCUCAGGUGUGCGCAGGUGCAGCAGACGUGUCUCAGCCAAGCAGGUGGCCUGUGUAGCGACCCAGGCACAGUGGGGAAUCUGGCAUCGGAAAUCAUGCCCACUGAGUUCAAAGAGACGCUGGUGCGGCUGCAGAAUGAGAACAGCAUGCUGUGCGCCCAGGAAGAGAGUUACCGUCGGCAGCUGCUGGAGCUCCAGGCCCAGCUGGAGGCAUCACAGCGAAGCCGCACUGCAGCAGAGACCCAGAACAGGCUGAACCAGCAGCAGAUCUCGGAGCUUCGCACACAGCUGGAGGACUUGCAGAGGGCCUUGGAAGAAAAGAACAGUAAAGCUGAAGAUGCCAUCGCAUCCUUGUUGAAGAAGAAGCUGGAACAACACCUGGAGAAACUCCAUGAGGCACACUCCGAUCUCCAGAAGAAGAAGGAGUUCAUAGAUGACCUGGAGCCCAGAGUGGACAGCCACAUGUCAAAAAGGAUUGAUGAGCUGCAGGAGAGCCUCAGGAUGAAGGACGAGGACAUGAAGCAGAUGGAGCGGCGUUACAAGCACUACGUGGAGAAAGCACGGAGGGCGAUUGACACCCUGGACCCUGGGCAGUCAUCCCAGCCUGCUCCUUCUGAGACACAGUCACUGAAGAACCAACUCACUAAUAAGAACCGGAAAAUCCACAGCCUUGAGCAUGAUCUCGAGAAGGCCAGGUCCAGACGCGACCAGGAGGAGAAGAUCAUCAUCAAUGCCUGGUACAACAUGGGCAUGGCACUGCACCAGAAGGUGGCCGUUGAUCGCUCAGGAUCACCAGGUCAAGCCCAGUCCUUCCUAGCCCAGCAGAGGCAGUCCACCUAUGCCAGGAGAGGCCUCUCAUCCAGACUGCAGGCCAGGCAGGAGGGGGAGAAGCUGGGGAAGAUAUGAGGGACGAGAGAGGAGGAUGAGGGAGAGUCCAUAGGACAGGGGUCAGCAACUCUGCUCCUCACAUGCCAACAGACUCAUAGUCAUUUAGCUCAGCUGGACUGAAAACCAGCAUCCCUGUGGCAUGUGAGGACCAGGGUUGUAGACCCCUGCAACAGACAGAGAUGCAACUGCACUGUUGGUGUUUGAGUGAGUACAUUUCUUUCAUAAGCUCAUUAUUCAAAAGCAUACACUGUUUCGCAUCACUUACCCAGGUAAGAGGUGCCCUGCCUAAUGGUUCCUCUUUGUGAAGAAUUUUUUACCGCCUUGUGGACACAUGUAGUGAUUACACCCCCUUGUGGAGACGCGUUGCGAUUUGCACCAGCUGGCACUUCGGUGCAAAUGACCAACUCAGAAACACACUUUCGAUGCUGCCAAACAUUGUUAACCUUGAAUAAGGUUUUAACCGCUGCCGAGCAGAAGUAUGAAGAACGAAGACAUCUUUCAUCUAUGAGAUGCUGUGAGUCUUGUGAUGGAGGUCCUUUGUCUUUUUAAGAUUUUCUAUUUUUAUAAGCCAUGUAGGACAUUUUUCCUGAGAACAUUGGGAAGUGGAGAACUCUGAAGAGAAAGGCUUGAGAAGCCUUAACAAUUUGGAAAGUUGGGGAGAAAGGUUACAUCAAUAUUAGCUGUUACAGAUAUUGAAAUACACGUAUUUUCCAGUUUGUUUUGUAGGUCUUUGUGUUGCCUAAGGAGAAAUGUUUCUGUUUUGCAUUUGUAUUUUUUAGCAGUUUGUUACCCUGAGAUGAUAUGAGUUUUAAUACCCUGCUGUGUAAAUGGGUAAGUAAUUUAAUUUGAUUACCUAAAAUUGUAAGUCACCUUGGACAAAGGUGUUGCCUAAGUAAAGGUACAUUUUUUUUUUUUUUAAAGAAUUUAUGUUGCCAUAGCCCUUAAGAAGGGUGCUUUAUGUUGUACCUUUUUGUUUUAAAUUAUAUAUGUAUAUUUAGCCUUUAUUUAACACUUCUUUCUUGGAAACACAAGAACUUUUUAAAUGCCCAUUCAGAAGUUCGCUGGCUUUGCUGGCAGUACAGAAAAUAAAUCUGAGCCUCAGGAGGCAUAAGUUACGACCUAAAGAAAACCUACCGUUUUUGUGUUUUUUUUAUACUUACCCAUCCAUGAUACUAAAUUCUGUACAUUUGCCCAGUGAGACAGAAGCAGGUUCUCUAAAGUACUUCCCAGUAGAUACAGGAAAAUGGAUCUGUGAUUGAUGGAGGUGGGUAAG
Molecule: messenger RNA, 3694 nt
Organism: Scleropages formosus (Asian bonytongue)
Lineage: Eukaryota; Metazoa; Chordata; Actinopteri; Osteoglossiformes; Osteoglossidae
Product: protein Hook homolog 2-like
Exons: 24
Coding region: 286-2439 (717 amino acids)
Biological process (GO): cytoplasmic microtubule organization; cytoskeleton-dependent intracellular transport
Cellular component (GO): cytoplasm; centrosome
Molecular function (GO): dynein light intermediate chain binding; microtubule binding
Source: RefSeq, a predicted model, not a curated record